This is a messenger RNA of Leguminivora glycinivorella, 1085 nucleotides long. RefSeq names its product alpha-tocopherol transfer protein-like. The record is from RefSeq and is a predicted model, not a curated record. Gene Ontology annotation, molecular function: phosphatidylinositol bisphosphate binding. Bases 1 to 957 code for a protein of 318 amino acids. NCBI's taxonomy places the organism in Eukaryota, Metazoa, Arthropoda, Insecta, Lepidoptera, Tortricidae. The transcript has 7 exons. Gene Ontology annotation, cellular component: membrane.
AUGGAUCAGACGCUGUCUUGGGCUCCUCAUAUUGCUGAAAUGGCGAAACUAUUUCAACAUACCGAGGAAGAAAAACGGCAGAUAGUGAAAAACUUGGAAUGCUCUGAAGAAGGUCUGAAGGAAGAUGUGGAAGCCAUCAUGGAAUGGUUUUAUAAACAGCCGCAUUUGGCUGAUGCUGGAAUAGAUCCGGAUGUUGUAAGAACUUUUCUCUUAAUAAAUAAAGGUUCUAGAGAAAAAGCUAAACGUAGAAUCGAUAAUUUCUACAAAUAUAGAGGAUUGGCACCGGAGUUGAUUCAGAGCAGGAUCCAAGCGUUGUCUAGUGACCAGAAACUUUGGACUACAUUUCGAUAUGCAGCAAUACCUAAACUUUAUCAAAGAAAACGUAUCACUAUAAUCCAGCUUUGCGAACCAAACCCAAGCAUAUUUUUAGCUGAUCAAGUUUUCAGGAAUCUGUACAUGAUGAAUGAUAUAAGAGUUAAAUACGAUUGUUUUCAAGGUGACAUAUGGGUUGUUGAUCUCAAAGAUGGCAAAAUCGGCCAUCUCCUAAGAGUAAAUCCUAUGAUGGCUCAAAGAUCAGCUCAAAUAUUUCAGGACGGACUUGGGUUCAAAGUGCAUGCAAUCCACAUCUUAAACUUCCCGAGUAUAGGACAACAAAUAUUAAGCUUCUUUCGAAAAUUUGUCAAAGCAAAAAUCAUGGACAGGGUUAUGAUUCACAGUAGUGUCGAAGAAUUACACGAAUUUAUACCGAAAGAAUAUCUGCCAAAAGAUUUUGGAGGGGAUAGCUGGAGUAUGCAAGAGUAUACAGAUAUAUGUGAGAAAGAACUGCGAAGUGAAGCAACGAAGCAAUUUUUACUCAAUGCGUGUAAUCAUGUAUCAAAUGAAAAGAAGAGACCAGCUUCCGACUGUAACAACUACGAGUAUAUGUCUGGGACUUUUAAGAAACUAAACAUAGACUAACUAAUAUCGCUCUCAUUGAUCCAAAGAAAAUCUUGGCCUCCGAAACGAGAGCACGCUGAGAGAAAUUUGCAUUGUGAAUUUAACAAGUUCGACUUGUUGCGGUUUAUUCGUUUGAAUCAGCCAAACGU